GCUCGUCCUGCUAUGGUCAACCUGGACUGACCACUUCCUCCAGAGCAUCUCCUCAGACUGAGUCCGCCCCCAGGAAGUGAUGUCACGCCACCAUCACCGCUUUGAAAGGGACUAUCGGGGUCCGUGGGAGCGCAGGGACAUUCGACCCUCCGGCCUGCACAACGGGGGGGCCAAUCACAGCUGUGCCUCUGCCGUCGUCAAUGGCAACAACCGCCCGGGACUGCUGCCGCUCCCCGUCAUCCCCUCCCUCCUGCCCACCCCCGUCACAGUUGCCGUGACAACAUCGAGCGGCGACAUCGUGGUCAAGCGAGGCAUCCCGGCGGCGGGAUCAGUGGCGCCGGUAUCGGCCAAGGUCUCAGGACUGUCUCCGGGGGACAGUCAGGCUCCAGGGCUGCUCCUGGCUCCAGGGGUGAGGUGGGGACAGACGCCCAUAAACCAGCUCACCCCCUGGGACACUGACGAGCCGCCCCCCAAGCAGCACCGGGACAGUGAGCCCACAGGUCCAACAUGGGCAGCGCCGGUUGCCGCCGUGAGCCAGCCGAGCCUCCUCCCCCACACCUACACGCUACCGCAACCGCCCUCCUUCAACCACAGCGUCACGGCGCAGUCACCCAUCAUCGGCGUCACCCCGUCCAUCCAGGCACCCAUGCACCCGCAGCACCCGCUUAUGACCGCCCACUUCCAGUCGACGCAGCAGCCCCCCUCGAUGGUCCUCAACCUGCCGACGCAACCGCCCUACCAGCCUCCCGCCGUUACGCCGUCCCCGCUGCACGCCAACCACGUGGUCCAUCCCAACCAUCACCUCGGCAACGGGCACCUCGGCAACGGGCACCUAGCGCACCCGCACCCAGGCCACGCCCCUCUGCUCCACCCGCCCUCAGCCUUGCCGCUAACCAACGGACAGGCGCAGUUGGCGGAGACUCAGGAUGGCGCGAACGGUUUGCAAAUGCUUCGUACGGUUGGGAUGGGGAAGUAUGAAUUCAGCGAUCCAGGACAUCCCAAAGAGAUGUUGAAGGAGCUGAACCAGCAACGCAGAGCGAAAGAAUUUACAGACCUGAAAAUAAUUGUUGAAGGCAAAGAGUUUGAAGUCCACCAAAAUGUUCUAGCUUCCUGCAGCUUGUAUUUCAAGGACCUGGUGAAAAGGUCGUCAGGGGAGACGCGGAGAGGGGACACGCUGGAGCUGAACAUGAGUAACAUCACGGCGGAGGUGUUGGAGCAGUUGUUGGAGUUCGUGUACACCGGGUCCCUCGUCAUCGAUUCUGCCAACGCCAAAACUCUACUGGAGGCCGCCAACAAGUUUCAGUUCAACACCUUCUGCAAAGUCUGCGUCUCGUUUCUAGAGAAGCAGCUGACGGCGGCUAACUGCCUGGGCGUGCUGGCCAUGGCUGAGGCUAUGAGCUGUACGGAGCUGCACAACAUGGCCAAAGCCUACGCUCUGCAGAACUUUCCAGAGGUGGCGGGGCAGGAGGAGAUCCUGAGCGUGUCCAAAGACGACUUGGUGUCUUAUUUGUCCAACGACAGUCUGAACACAAAGGCCGAGGAGCUGGUCUACGAGACGGUCAUCAAGUGGAUCAAACAGGACUCGGCCAGCAGGGUACAGCAUUUGUCGGAGCUUUUGGCAGGGGUGCGCCUCCCGUUCAUCCAUCCCUCGUACCUGCUCAACGUGGUGGACAACGAGGAGCUCAUCAAAUCGUCUGAAGCCUGCAGAGACCUGGUGAACGAAGCCAAACGCUACCACAUGCUCCCCCACGCCCGGCAGGAGAUGCAGACGCCGCGGACCAAACCCAGACUGUCUGCAGGUGUAGCGGAGGUGAUUGUUCUGGUGGGGGGCAGGCAGACCAUCGGGAUGAACCAGCGCUCUCUGACUGCCGUGACCUGCUUUAACCCCCAGAACAGUAAGUGGUACCCCCUGGCCAGCCUGCCCUUCUACGACCGCGAGUUCUUUAGCGUCAUCUCUGCGGGAGACAACAUUUACCUGUCAGGACCCCAGUGCAUCAUGGGAGACAAUAAGGAGAGCGUGGUAUUCGCCGGAGUCAGCCCCACAGACAGAACAGAGAUCACUGCGUCUAAAAGCGGCUGUUCUGAUCCGAGCACGCGGUCGAGCUCGUCUGCUGACAAGAGCGAGACGAGCGGAGACGACCUUCCUUUCUCCUCUUUCUCCUCAGUGGGUAGUGGAGGAAUCAAGGAGUCAAGGAGGCAAGUGAACAGAAGUGGGCUCAAAAGAUACGACACGAUCACAAACCAGUGGGAGACGGUAUCCCCUCUGCCUAAGCCCGUGCACUCGGCCGCCGCCACAGUCUGCGGAGGGAAGAUCUUCGUGUUUGGAGGAGUGAACGAGGCCGGCCGCUCUGCUGGAGUCCUACAGUCCUACGUGCCUCAGAGCAACACAUGGAGCUUCAUCGAGUCGCCCAUGAUCGAUAACAAAUACGCCCCCGCUGUGAGUUUGAACGGCUUCAUUUUCAUCCUGGGCGGAGCCUACGCCCGAGCCACCACCAUCUACGACCCCGACAAAGGCAACAUCAAGGCGGGGCCCAACAUGAACCACUCCCGGCAGUUCUGCAGCGCUGCGAUCCUCGACGGCAAAAUCUACGCCACCGGGGGCAUCGUGAGCAGCGAGGGUCCCGCUUUGGGCAACAUGGAGACCUUUGACCCCUGCACCAACCAAUGGACGCUGGUUCAGUCCCUGCCCUGCCCCCUCUUCAGGCACGGCUGUGUGGUCAUCAAGAAAUACAUCCAGAGCGGCUGACAAUGACUGCAACGGCAACCUUCAAAAACGAACCUAAACUAUAAUAAAAAACUAACCAGGAACCACCAGCCAGCCCCAGACCACAGGGACGGGACGACAGCGCUUCCGGAGGACUCUUCUUACCCCCCUUCCCCUCCCUACUGUCCCAUUUGGGGAUAGGCCCGCGGAAUGUAAACUCAGCCAUGUCAGGGGAGGACUGUGAGGUCAUGUUUCGUGUCAUCCAAAGUACUGAAAGUUCUUACUAAAGCGUUUUGUUGUUUUGUUUCAUUGUUAGCGCAUAGUUCUGUUUGGUAAAUGUUGGUGUAACGUGUGAAACUAGACAUGGGACAACAGCGGGAUUAAAGGGAUUUGGGUUUGAAACGGGGGAAAAAGACACGGAAAAAUGCAAGGAAUCGACUUUUUGUGGUUGUAAAGUUCACUGUUGUAUACCGGAUUGAUGUUUUAAAUGUUCAUUAUGUAACUUUUCUGGCUGGGGAGUCUGUUACAUGCUUAUCUCCAUGGAAACAGUCAUAUUGGUGUUAAAUAUAUGCAACAUUGGUAAGUUUAACUGCAGUAGUUGAAAAUCCUUUGUUUUUUCACGGUGAGCGGGUCGGCUAAAGUGCUAGUAGUUGUGUGACCUGCUUGUUUCCAUGGAGAUAGAGCAGUUUAAUGCCACACUGACAAACAUUUCUGGCAAAGUAAUGACAUCUGAGACAAUUAUAGCAAACCCUACACUGGAAAAGUUGUAUGUAACUGUGAACUUUCCAACCAUCAAAAACUCUAUUUGUAUAAGCCAUAAGUCACAUUUACAAAUCUAAGGGUUUAAAAGAGUUUGAGUUUUGAAUCGUUUUAAUUAAAUCGUGUUUGGAAUCUCAGCCAUAGACUUUUCUUAGGAAACGGCAGCGGUGGAAGAUUUAUACUAUUUUCUGAAGUUAAAAAAAUGCACAAUAAUGAAGAAAAAAUGCAGUUGUCAGUGUGACUGUAACGAAGAUGUGAAAUUAUAUUCCACAUAUAAGUCGCAACCCCGACUAUGAAGCUAUAAAAGACAAAAAAGUGAGACUUAUAGCCCGGAAAAUACGGUACUGUUUUGUUACUUAAGUAAAAUUACACAUACUGGAGCUAAAAAAAAAGUACAAGAAUUAAAGUACGGGUUUAAAAAUGUACUUAAAGAGUAAAAGUAUUUUGCGCAGGUUUUGAGGUCAAAUAAAGCUACAAAUGUAGUGAUUUUGAUAAAGAUCUGAGCGGAAUUUUGUUCAACAGAAACAACUGAAGCAAUAGUUGUUUUUAUUUGUAUAUUUUUAUUUGCUCAAACUACGAGGGUGUUAAAAAUAAAUCCUCAGACUAUAAUAAAAGUACUUUUACUUUUCAGGUCUGUUCAAAAAUGCAGUGGAGUAGAAAGUACAAAUACUGCUCUCAAAUGUAAUGAAGUAAAAGUAAAAAAGUAUCCAGUGUAAAAUGGACUUAAGUGAAGUACUUUUACUUUUACUGUUACGUUCCACCACAGGGAAAUGGAAAGUAAACAUGUUGACACGUUUUUCCAGUUUAUUGCAAAACCUACAAUAGUUUUGAUUUGAAUCGUGUUUGGUAAUGGGACUUGACGAGGUAUUUUAGAUUUCAUUUUGUCACUUUUCAAACUAUCUGCCAAUGAAAAAAAAAAAAUCGAAAGUGUACCUAAAAAUGAGAAAAUAGACACUUCUAAAGCCAAUAUUUGCGUUAUGUUAGUGUAAUAUAAACCUUUAUGCAGCUAAAAUAUAAAUUCUUUGCGAUUCAUUUCAAAUAAACCACUCCAGUUUCCAAAUACGACAAGAAUUUGCCUUAGAAAAAUCCUGUGUAUUGUCCCAUGCCUAGUGCUUUCCCUCUUCUUUAGCGUCCCCUACAGGAGAGGCAGAUUAAACAUGUGAAAAAUCGUCUGUUUUCCUCAUCCAGUUUUACAAGUGGGAAUUCCUCUAUGUUGUAUUUUCCAACCGGAUUUGAACUCCCGAUAACCUUUUUCUCUUGUACAACUUUCUGGAACGAAAUCAGGUCAGGCUUUACAAUGUUGAAAUCCGUCCCAUUUUUUGUUGCCUGAGUGAAAUUUCAGCUGUAUUUUAUGAUUUUUGGUUCAUAGCAUUCUCCUCGGGGAAUUUUUGGGAAGAUUUUUGGAAGCGAACGCCCGGAAAAAGCACAAUAAUCAUUUGUGACAAGUAUUUCCAAUUUUUUUUUUUGGUUUGGUUCUAUAUGUCGGCUUCACCUUUGUCUUGUUUUUUAGUCUCUCAACCCACGAUGUUUCUGGGUUGGUACUGUGUAAAUACUGGAAGGAAAUAUGUAUAUUUUAAAACCUGGAGAUUGCGAUUGUGUAAAAAUGUUUUUAGAAAAAUCAAAGUGAAUAAGUUGGGUUAAAGGGUUGUCUGUAAAUCUGUACUCAAAGGAAUUAACAAUUGUUAUUACUGAAGCCUAAUACAUAUACCUGAACAUGA
Molecule: messenger RNA, 5181 nt
Organism: Periophthalmus magnuspinnatus
Lineage: Eukaryota; Metazoa; Chordata; Actinopteri; Gobiiformes; Gobiidae
Product: kelch-like protein 29
Exons: 15
Coding region: 80-2746 (888 amino acids)
Molecular function (GO): protein binding
Source: RefSeq, a predicted model, not a curated record